Molecule: messenger RNA, 15109 nt
Organism: Polyodon spathula (Mississippi paddlefish)
Lineage: Eukaryota; Metazoa; Chordata; Actinopteri; Acipenseriformes; Polyodontidae
Product: probable E3 ubiquitin-protein ligase HECTD4
Exons: 73
Coding region: 481-13122 (4213 amino acids)
Molecular function (GO): ubiquitin-protein transferase activity
Source: RefSeq, a predicted model, not a curated record
CUUCCAACAUGGCCUCUCGCUGAGAGCAGCGGGGCUUCCAUUAUCUGAUCGACCGCUGUCAACGGGCGAGAGAGCGUCUCCAGGCAGGCUUAUUCUGUUUGAACCUCUGUAUGAAAUUGUACGAGAGCGACCCUGGUCAUAAACCAGAAAUUAUAACACAUUUUUAAAAUACAGAGUCACACCCACUGUAUAAGAAAGAAGAAUCCAAGAAGAGGCGAAAGAGAGAGAGAGAGAAGAGGGGGAGAGAAGGGAGAGCUCAGCUCAGUAACCUGCAGUGUCGACGCUCCUUUCCAGGGCGGCGUUCACAGAUAAAUAUUGGUGUUUUUUAUUUAUCAUUGACAGCAUAAUAGGUGUGUAGCUAGUCUAGUAGUGGGGGCCGUUGUAGUUUUUUUUUUAUUUUUUUUUACGAGCUGCCUCGUUGUUCUAGGCGUUUUAUUUAUUAAUGUUCGACCUGUCUGGUGUUUUUUUCGGGGGAGAGAGAUGGGCUCGCCGGCUGUGGACUCGUCUCAGUGGCUGUCGGUGAAGGAGGAGACGAUUUUCCUUCAUGACGGGCUGAUUCGUGUCACCGACCUGGCCGAGCUUCCCAGCGAGAUCGGGGUCUCGGAACCGGGGGACACUGAACAGGAGAUUUUGACAUUCGAGACCAAGAACCCCACAGAACUCGCCGAGCGGCUGCGCACGGUGUGUGGUAACCAGAGCAACGCCUACGCGCGGCUUCUGGAGUACCGCCUGAAUGCGCUGCGCGGGCUGUGGAAUGCGCAGAGACAGCUGGCCCUGGAGGAGCAACAGGAGCGGGACAGCUCGGGGGACGAGGAGACGAUGGCCCUGCUCAAACGGCAGGGCCUCCUGCAGCAGCCUGAGCAGGCCCCCUUCACCUCCCGCAUGGGGCUGCUGCUCAUCUUCCCACUCAUCCAGUCCCAGUCGCGCACCGACCCAGCCCUCUGCAACAUCACUGCCGAGGUGCUGCUCGCCUGCCUCCGCGACUGCCAGCCCCUGAGCCUCACCAAAGAGCCCGCGGACUGCCUCAACGGCCUGGAGUCCCUGCUCUGCUCCUGGCUUGAAGACCACACCAGCUCCGGGGAGCACAUCCCGCAGAAGCAAAAAGAGAAUGCAGCGGCGGCACUCGUUGCCCUGGCCUGCGCAAGGGGGUCGUUAAAAACCCUAAUUCACACAGUACACCUGCUUCAGAAACAGACUGAUUUGGGGUAUUUGCCUGUUGCCGAUGUACUCUACAAGUUAUUGGUGUUGGAAGGUGGACCCGGGUCCCCGUCCUGCUUGCUGGGGGGCAAACACAUGGUGUCCUGGGGCUUUGAGGACAUGCUGCCAGUACCUGACAACAGCAGCGGUGCCGGCAGUGACAGCAAAGACACAGAUUUAGGGCGUUCUCUUGGUACAGAUGGAUGUUAUCUCUAUACCACAAACUCAUUUGGAAAGGGAAUCAGCAAGCUUGGCUCAGGACUGCAUGGGACCUUACGUGGUUUUGUGUACUGCCGUAAUGAAGAGCUGGAAGCUGGUUGGGUUUCCUUUAGCAACUGCAGACUCCUUCACAGGCCUGUCUCCUUUGAUAACAAACCUCAUUACCUUUUCCAGGUCAUCGACCAGUUCACCCUCCAGGUGUGCCAGAUUGUCCCCAUGCCAGUGAACCACUUUCCUGUUGGCAGCAGCAUGACCACAGUCCAUCUCUGCUCUGAUGGCUCCUACGUCUACUGGAUCUGGUCUCCGGCAAGCCUGAAUGAAAAAACACCAAAAGGACACUCUGUGUUUAUGGAUGUCUUUCAAAUAACAACGCAGAAUGGUGUCUGUGCGGCAGUCCCGCUCCAUGAGCGCAUCAUUCUGAUGAGAAAAGAGGGGGAGUCGUCCAAGUGUCUGAACGAGCUGCUUCUGAGCCGCAUGUCCCGUUUCAGAGCCUCCCACUCCGCCACACUGGCUGCGCUCACAGGGUCCGCAAUCACCAACACACUCAAGGAGGACCAGUCAGUCAACACAAGCUGUGGAAUACCCCUGAAGACUCUGCGCAGGACCCCGAUGUACACCUGCGGAACGUACCUGGUCAUGCUGGUGUCACCUCCAGGGGUAUCGGGGAGCUCCGCCACACGCUCACUGUUUGGGGGUGCCAGUGGCUUGUCAUCUCUGAAAAUCCUGGCCUCUAGCCUGGUGUUUAACAUUUCUGAUGGACAGUUCAUGAGCCGCGCUGACCUUAUGGAUGCCACUGGGAGUUCUCUGGGCCGGGGUGCUGUGGUUCCCGGACUUGGUGCCUGCUAUGAUUCCAUGAACAACCUGAUCUGGACGUGUUCGAAUGACUAUAUGGAUCAAUGGUGUAACCCAGGAAACCAGGCUUUCCACCAUAUCUGCAGGCGACUGGGCGUCAGCCACAUCAUCACAGAACCACAAGCAAGCAUCCACACUAGAGUUGCCUCUCCUAGCCUGAGAUACCUCAUGGCAGUCCAGAACCACCUUCUGAGCAACACGGUUCUGAUCAAACCCGACGAGCAUGAUGACAGUGACAGCUCCCUGCAGGGGGAAACAUUGAAGGUACAGGAGCUGCAGACUAGCAUCUUAUCGCUUGCUACCAAAAUCCUGGUGGGAUGUGAUGAGGUGUUGGAAACACUCCAGCAGGUCACCAUUGCUAUUAUAAACAGUGACAUAUCGGACAGGGAGAACAGGUUAAAAGGCUUGGAACAGGUGACCAAGGCCACCAUACUGGGUCACCUCCUGCCUGUUCUGCUGACAUCACUGAUGCAUCCAAACCUGCAGACCCUCAUCAUGGCAGAUGCACUCAUGCCACAGCUUGUACAGCUAGUGCUCUACACCAGCCAGACUGCCCUACUGCUGAAGACUCAGUCUCCUGUCUUCUCUGACACUGCUGACCUGCCCUGGGGAUGUGCUGAGAAGGGCAUCCUGCUUUCCUCGACUGAGAGUUUCCAAAGCCUGGAGGAAAGGGAGGAGCCUGGCUUCCUCACAGGCCUGAAGAUCCCUGCACCCUGGGCUGCUGGGAAGACAGUGGAGACAGUCCACCCAGUCAGGGACAACUAUAAAUUCAAAGAUACAGUGCACAUCCCUGGAGCUCGCUGCCUCUACCUGAGGUUCGACCCCCGCUGUUCAUCACAGUACGACUACGAUAAGCUUGUGAUUUACGCAGGUCCAAACACGAACAGCAGGAAGGUUAUAGAGUAUGGUGGGAACACCAUGGGUUACGGCAGUCGCAGUGUUCUGGGAACGGGAUGGCCAAAAGACUUAAUCAAGGUGGAAGGGGACACGGUCACAUUUUCAUUUGAGAUGAGAAGCGGCAGAGAACACAACACUCCAGAUAAAGCAAUGUGGGGGUUUUCUGCUACUGUCAGAGCUCAGGAAUCCUCUGAAGAUGUGUGUGGGGGUCUCCCCUUCCUGGCUGACCUUGCUCUGGGUCUCUCAGUGCUUGCCUGCUCCAUGUUGCGGAUCCUCUACAAGGGACCUGAGAUCACCCGCGAGGAAGAGGCCUGCCAGGACCUGCUCCGCUCCAAACUGCUGCAGAGGUGCCAGUGGCAGGUGGAAUCGAAUGGCGCCAUUUCCCCAGCUCUCACCCCCAGCCCCUCCCCCCUGCCGUUGACCAUUGAUGAGGACCGUGAGUUCACCUACCCCUCCGAUGUGCUGAUCCCCCCGCCAGGGCCAAUCACAGGGAGCUACUUUGACCUGCCCCGCAUCCGCCUGCCCCCUGGCAUCAUGGGCAGGCUCCGGGAGAUCUCUGGACGCGCACGCCCACAGUUCAGACCCAGCAUCAAGGAGGUGAUUCAGCCCGAUGUGAUGGAGGAGGUGAUCGUCUCUUGUGUCAUUAAACACCUGACCCUGAUUGACGCCCUGCAGUCGCUCGUCAACUUUCAGUACCGUGAGGAGCACGGCGAGGAGUAUGACCUGCUCUGCAAAAUCAUGGCUGAGACCUUCAAAAAGAUCAACGCCAUGGAGCGACAGCUGCAGUGUGUGGCUGAAUUAGAGCAGAAGUGGCAGAAUGAGGUGGAAGAGGCCCAGCAGGGCAAGCUGGAGAACAAUUCACCCUUCUUCCACGACUAUCAUUUUUAUGAGAACAAGAUGAAGGAGCUGGAGCUGCUCUGCUCGCUGAAAGAGGUUGUGUUCGACGGCAGUGAUUUGGAAAAUGUUGUUCUAACGCUGAGAGAGAAGUUCACUCAGGAAGUGAACUCGCUGAUACAGAAGGCUGCAAUUCCUCUGGCGAAAACAAAAGCUUUAGUGAAGAGCCUGAUGAAUCGAGCUGAGCUGCUGCUGCAUGUGACAAUCGCUGCACAGUCCAGGAGUUUAUCAGGGACCCCUGCAGACACACCAGCCUGCAAGUCAGUCUCUGAGACCAAGGCCAUGUCUCACACUGUCAAGCAACCCAUCUUCCUGCGCAGCAUGUCUGCGCCCUCUGACUUGGAAAUGAUUGCCAGUGAGGAUCUGGAGUUUAACAGAGGCAAUCAAAGGAGGCGCCAUCACGCCACCAGUCACCGCAGCAGUUCCUUCACUCUGCUGCAGUCUCUGGCUAUUGAGGACAGCAGGGACAAGCCCACCUACAGUGUGCUGCUGGGGCAGCUCUUUGCUUUCAUUGGGACCAACCCCGACCAGGCGGUGUCUGGCAGCAGUUUCCUAUGUGCAGCCCAGACGCGGUGGCAGCGAGGGAACACACGGAAGCAGGCUCUGGUUCACAUGCGGGAGCUGCUGACCGCUGCAGUGCGUGUGGGAGGGGUCACUCACCUGGUGGGUCCGGUCACCAUGGUGCUGCAGGGUGGGCCCAGGAUAGAGGAUUUGACCUGCGGUGGCAUGGUAGAGCAGGUCCAAGAGGCCUUUGGAGAGACCAUGACGUCUGUGGUCUCGCUGUGUGCUCGCUACCCGAUCGCCUGUGCCAACAGUAUCGGCCUGCUCUGCACUAUACCUUACACAAGGAGUGAGGAGAAAUGCCUGGUGCGCAGUGGUCUGGUACAGCUCAUGGACCGCCUGUGUAGCCUGAGUGGCCAACGAGACUGCAGCUCCAACGAGAAGCAGACAAAGAAGCAGAAAGUAGCCACCAUGGCCUGGGCUGCCUUCCAGGUCCUGGCAAACCGCUGUGUGGAGUGGGAGAAAGUGGAAGGUCUCACAAGAAAGAAGGCAAGCAGUAGAACAUUAGGUCGAGGAGGGUUAACAGGUGCAGUGCAUUCUGGCCUGGCUCGUCAGGUGUCCAGCCUAUUGACCAAUCACCUGGCUCGUGCCACAGAGUGCUGUGGGAACCAAGCGGCUGGGAAUGAUGCCUUGCAGGACGUUCUGAGCCUCUUGAACGACUUGUCAAGGAGUCACAUUGGGAAGGCUAUUCUAAGCCAGCCUGCCUGUGUUUCCAAGCUGCUGUCCCUGCUCCUGGACCAGCGGCCCUCCCCCAAGCUGGUGCUGAUCAUCCUGCAGCUGUGCCGGGCUGCGCUACCCCUGAUGAGCGUGGAGGACUGUGGGAACGUGGAGCUGCCACCUUGGAGCUACUCCAUUCAGACUCUGGACACUGACCAGGAUGACCCCGGUGACCCAGCCUCCAAAAUCGCAUCCUUGCUGCUGGCCAAACUGGCAGACUACGUUGUACCAGGUUGCCAGACUGUGCUGUCGCCCAGCUGCUCAGAGCCAGAAACCAGCCUCUCUCGAAUGAGCCCCAAGAACUCCCUGAAGAUGGACAAAGACGCAGAGGAGGAGGGCGAGGCCGUGGAUGGCAAACUCUCCAUUUUCAUCCACAAACGAGAAGACCAGUCGUCCCACGAGGUGCUGCAGCCACUGCUGAGUAGCUCAGAGGGACGUCCAUUCCGACUGGGUACUGGGGCAAACAUGGAGAAGGUGGUGAAGAUGGAUCGAGACAUGACCAAGAGUGGAUGCUGUGAGGUGAUCACAGAAGAAGCAGUGGCUGCCCUCCGCAAAGCCACCAAGUGGGCGCAGUCUGGGUUGAUUGUGAGUGUGGGGCCUCCUGUCGAGAUCGUCAGCCAGGAAGCAGCCAGUGGAUUAUCAACUGAGGAGAAGAAGAAAACCACACAGACCGCCGUCUGCAGGGAGAGGAACACCGAACUCGCCAGGUCGGAUCCAGUCAGGCCUUUUAUCAGUGGCCACGUGGCUAACAGCAUGGCAGCAGAGGUGAUUGCCUUGCUGCAUGGCCUCUUGACGGCACCUGAAACCAACACAGCUCAGAUUUGGACAAGCACUGCAGAAAAAGUACUGUCCCGAGCCCUAAUGUUCAUCCCUCAGCUGGGGAAGUAUGCAGAGAGUAUCCUGGAGAACGGCAGCAGCAGUGGUAGGAAGCUGGCCAAGCUGCAGGCCAUCGCUCGCCAGGCAGUGGCAGCUCUCUGUGCACUCGGGGGCUUCAAGGAGACCAUCAAGAUCGGCUCUGAGGUCCAGGUUGUGGGGAAAGGAAUCCUGGGCAGUGCUGGUGUGGUGAUGUCUAUAAAUGAACAAGAAGGCAUAGCCAUUGUUAAGUUUCCAUCUUCGGAUUACAGGAAGACCUGCAAAGCUUCUGAUCUUCUGACGGUUCCCAUAUCCCGUCUCAUUACUCCCAGAUCAGACGCUCUGCCGCUGUAUAAACUGUCGAUCACAGAGAAGGUGGUGCAGGCGGUUCAGUCCAUGCUGCUUCCUCAUGAAGGGAGCCUCUCCAUCCACACCUCCCUGCCUGCCACUGGCGACGGCUCCAGCCCUGUCAUGGCCGUGGUGCGGCUCCUGGCUGAGAUCAGAAGCAGAGCCUGUUUGGUGAUGGCCCAGCUCCUGGAGGACAGCUCAUUCUGUGAAGAGUUCAUUCAGCAGUGCCCUGCUGCUGUAGAGGUGCUCAACCUAGUGGCACAAGAGUGUAGCCCUGGGGAGCGGCUAGUGGUGGUGGAAGCUCAGUGCGAGAGACUCCGGAUGCUGUACCGGGACUGUGCCCGUCCUCCUCCCCCACCCCUACAGACGGACAGGAGACAGCCCAAAGAGAUCACCUGGUGUCCGUCUCGAGUGUUCCCUCAAGUGCGCGCCUGCAUGUUUUCCUCGCGGUUAACAUCCGUCACCUUCCUGGCCGACCCCAGUGCUGGAGGAGGCCUGCCUCGAGGGACCUUCAUCUACGCUACCUCCCCCAUACCUGUGCAGGCCCCUUCCUUCUACUGGGAGGUCGAGGUUGUUUCCUAUGGAGACUCGGAUGAUGACAGCGGACCAAUCGUUUCCUUUGGAUUUGCUACAGAAGCUGAGAAGAGAGAUGGUGCUUGGACCAAUCCAGUGGGGACUUGCCUGUUUCACAAUAAUGGAAGAGCUGUGCACUACAAUGGCUCCAGUUUGUUGCAGUGGAAGAGUGUACGCCUGGACGUGGCUCUGGUUCCUGGUGAUGUCGCUGGUAUCGGCUGGGAGCGGUCUGAAGGCACUCCUCCCCCUCCUGGCCAGGCUGCUAAGGGCAGAGUUUACUUCACGUACUGCGGGCAGCGGCUACCCCCCUUCCUGGAGGACGUGUCCGGGGGGAUGUGGCCCCUGGUCCACAUUCAGAAGAAGAAUACCAAAAUCCGGGCGAACUUUGGGUGCCGGCCGUUUGCCUAUGUGGAGGGGCAGGCCCACAGGAACGCUGCUGACCUGUGUAUUGACCUGGCCGAGGAGAUCAGUGCCAACUUCGAAGCUCUGCCCUUCGCCAUGGCCUCUGACAGCGAUGAUGCCGGUGCCAGCGUGGCCUCUGAUCCGGGAUCCCAUGGUCCGCCCUGCAAGAUAGCAGCCGUGGCCACAACAAUACAGCAGUAUGACAGCAAUUCAUCCUGCUAUUACAAGGUUGAGCUGAGCUAUGAGAACUUAAUCACAUCAGGUCCCGAAUCUCAUCACCCGCCCAUCGUCGAUGAUGAAAGUGAUGAUGACGAGGAUGAUGACAUCCCGAGGGAGGACCACUAUGCUCUGCUGGUGAAGGCGUGGGAGACCAAGGUCUUCCCUACAAUCCGCAGGAGGUUCCGAAACGAAGCGGAGAGGAAGUCUGGACUGGACCAGAUCAAGGGAGCGCUGCAGCUGGGCAUGGUUGAUAUUGCCCGGCAGACAGUGGAAUUCCUGUAUGAAGAAAACGGCGGUAUUCCCAGAGACCUCUACCUUCCAACCAUUGAGGAUAUUAAAGAGGAGGCAAAUAAAUUCACAAUCGAUAAAGUUCGCAAAGGGCUGACUGUGGUAAUCAGGUCUCCAGAAAGUAACAACACAAACAGCACUACAGGCGGGACUGCAUUGCCUAAGUUUGCAAUCAGAGGGAUGCUGAAAACUUUCGCCUUGCAUGGGGUAGUUCUGGAUGUCGACUCGAUGAAUGAGCUGGUCCAGGUGGAGACAUACCUGCGCAGUGAGGGGGUCCUGGUCCGGUACUGGUAUCCCAUCGACAUGCUGGAGAGACCGCCGGCUGGGUCCAGACGCACUGCAGCUAAUGGACUCGUCACCAUGGACAGCACCAACAUCCAAAUCCACAGGGAGCUGCUGCGUGGUGAAGCCGCCCUGGCUAGGCUCUACUGCCGCAUGGCUCUGCUCAAUAUCUUCGCUCCGAAAUCCCCGCACACUUUCACUCGGCUCUUCCACAUCCCUGCCAUUCGUGACAUCACACUGGAGCACCUGCAGCUCCUGUCCAAUCAGCUGCUGGCUCCGCCUCUUCCAGAUGGUACUAUCAGCUCCAACUCCAUCCUAUUAGCCCAGUCUUUCCAGCACUGCAUCCAGGGCCAGAGCUGCUCCCCUACCGACCUCUUCUAUCAGGGCAAUGCACAGCCAAUCAGAGAGUGGCUUACCGUGGCCAUAACCCGGGCCCUGCACCAAGGAGAGGAGAGCUUGUUAGACCUAACCAAACAGAUCUGCUCUUUCCUACAGAAUGCUCCCGAGCAGUUUCCUUCUGAAGAGUUUCCCAUCACAGAGUCGAAGGUCAACAUGGAUGUCAACUUCCCCGGAGCUGCGUUUGUGGUGAUCUCGUGCAAGGAGAGCCAGACGGGAUUCCGCAAAGACUCUUCUCUGUACAAGGCACCUUGGGCUCGGGUGAUGGUUUACGGCCUGGGGCAUAAAGUGCAGAGGAAUGGGCAGCUGAACCUCUUGGAAACAGUCUGCUACCCAUUAGAUGCCUCGCCCACAAAUACAGGCCUCACCCCACCACCCACAACCAAUCAGUAUCCCAGCAUCAUCAUUCCCACCGACAAGGUGCACGUCAAACUAGGGGUGUCUCCCCCUCCUGGUGCUGUGCUGCUGCUGCACUCCCUGCCUCUGGAGUUCCCCCUGGCCAUGGCUUUUGCGGAGCAGCUGCUGUCCUGGAAACUGGGCGACGGGGACGAGUGCUCAGAAGACGAGCUCGACACCAUCCCCGCCUCUGUGCUGCUGCAGGUCGUCGAGCUCCUCGGUGGGCUCUUGUGGACAACAGACCUGGCCGCCUGCAUCAAAGAACUGGUCUUCCACCUGCUGUCUGAGCUCUUCCGCAAGAUCUACCACCUGGAGCAGCGCAAGAACCCCUCAGGUCUGUCCAGCUCCAUCGCUCUGCUGCUCAACCCCUGCCUGGCCAUGGUAAUGGCACUGCAGACCGAGCUCCGCAAGCUGUACGAUGAGGAGAUCCAAGGCUGGGUGACCGCUAGGGGGGACACAGCCACUGCAGGGGGGCUGGCUCCGGGCUCCGAGCAGGGCCGCUUCUCCACCUACUUCCAUGCCCUGAUGGAGGUCUGCCUGGCCGUGGCUGAGGUGACGCUGCCUCUCAACAUGAGCAGUGCUGCAAUGAGCGCCAUCUCCAGCAGCGCCCCUACCCUAAGCGACUCUUCCUCCUCUUCCUCCUCCUCCCCAGGCCAGACCCCCCAGAGCCCCAGCCUGCUCUCCAAGCGCAAGAAGGUCAAGAUGAAACGGGAGAAGGCUGCAGCUGCUGUCACUUCGGGAAAGGGGCCCCCUUCCUCCUGUGCUUCCAGGCUCUCCGAGAGCGAUGCUGCCCUGCUCAAUAUGGGGGGAGGCAAGCCGGAAGACAUGCUGUGGUUCCACCGGGCCCUGACCCUGCUUAUGAUCCUCCGACACCUGGCUAACAAGGACCCACAAGGCCUGGGGGUGACCAGUGACGCAGUGACCGAUGCCAGCCAAGCUUUGGUGGGCCCCACUGCUCACAGCCGCUUACUGGUAAUAUCCGGCAUCCCCACCCACCUGGAGGAAAACGUGGUGCGCAGCGCCAUUUGCAGAGCUUGCAAUGCCCAUGGCGGGCUCUUCAAAGACGAGAUCUACAUCCCCCUUCAAGAGGAGGACCCCAAGAAACCCAGGUGCAGCGUGGUCACAUUGGAUUGUAAAGUAACAGAACCAGAGAGACCGGCAAGCGUCACAGACAGUUUGGACAGUUCUAGCAGUGUCACCCCAGCUAUGAGUGUGAGCGCUUCAGCCUCCACCAGUCAGACUUCCAUCUGCAGCUCCUCUCAGGGUUUCUCCCGCACUGCCAGUGAGAUCUCCAUGGAUCAGGAGCUUCUAGCAGCCACCAUGGUUGUGGUUCCCUCGCAGCAGCAGGGAGCGCUGGACCCCCACACUGUCUCCAGCCAGGAGAGUCUGGACCUGUCUCUGUGCAGCACCGGGAGUUUGGGAAGCCUUGGCAGUAUAGGGGAGCCCCUAGACAGCACAGAUACUGCCUCAGUCUCAGACGGGGGCUCCAUGUACACAGUCACCUCUCUCGACAACAACAUACUGAUGGCUCGGCCCAUCAAGGGAUAUGCUGUCAUAGAGGUGCGUGCUCGAGCGAAGGUGGAGAAGAUCCGCGCCAGCUUGUUCAACAGCAGUGAUCUGAUUGGCCUGUCCAGCCUGGACGGGGAGGAGGAGCUGAUGGAGAUGACAACGGAGGAGAUCCUGACUGUCUCCAGCGUGAACCAGAGCCUGUUUGACACCCAGGGCAGCUCUGUACUCGAAGACUACUUCACAGACAAGUCCAUCAAAGGAGACAAGUUGGUGCCCAGUGCACGGGACAUCCUGACUGAGAUUUUUAGAAGCUGUGUACACUCUGAGCAGAUGCUGAGCUUGACCCCUGCAAAGCCUGUCAAGGUGUCAGAUAUUUACCUCAGCAAAGAGCAGAUCAACUCUCAGACCCCAGGGAAUCUGCUGCAUGUGUUCUUCACAAAAGUGCGCCCACCGAAGAAAGUUCUUGAGGACCAGCUCGCACAGAUCCUGAGGAAAUAUGGGGUCCCCAAACCAAACAAAAGCAGAUACAGCAAAGCCGGCAAAGAGCAGCACCAGGGGAAAGUGGUCAGCACAAAGAGACCCCUCACCAAGCCUCCCACUAAAGACAAGUCUGUGCUCAACAGCGUCAGGACCGCUCUAAGUGAGAAGAAGCCGAUAGUGAAGCCCAAGUCUCCAGAGAAGACCAAACCUGAGGAGAAGGAUCCUGAGAAAGCUCGGACAAAGAAACAGGAAGUUCCAGAGGAGAAGUACCUGACUCUGGAGGGGUUCCACCACUUCACAGUGGACCGAGCCAAGCAGGACAUCCGCAGUGUGUGGCGAGCCAUCUUGGGCUGUGGAUACGACCUGCACUUUGAAAGGUGUGCCUGUGUAGACACUCGGCAUGCCCACAAAGCCUGCCGGAAGUGGAGCCUGGAGAUGGACGUGGCGCUAGUGCAGUAUGUGAACCGGCUGUGCCGUCACCUGGCCAUCACCCCGACCCGCCUGCACCCUCACGAGGUGUACCUGGACCCAGCCGACACCGCCGAUCCCAGGGUCUCCUGCCUGCUGAACGUCCCUGUUGAGAGCCUGCGGCUGCGGUUUGCUCUGCUGCAGUCCCUCAACAACAUGCUGGAGACCUUCUUCCUGCCCCUGGUGGAGCUGCGUCAGACAGACACCUACCUGCACAGCAUUGCUGCUCUCCUCCGGGAGGCCAAGGGUUUGGUCUGUUAUGACACUAAAGUGGCAGUGAUGAAUCGAGUGCUGAAUGCUAUAGUGCAGAGAACAGCAGACCAUGCUGCCCCUGAGAUCACCCUGGACCCCCUGGAGAUUGUAGGAGGGGAGAUCCGUUCUGCUGAAAACACUUACUUCUGUCAGGCAGCCCGUCAGCUUGCCUGCGUCCCUUCAUCCCAGCUCUGUGUCAAACUGGCCAGUGGUGGGGACCCAACUUAUGCCUUCAACAUCCGCUUCACUGGAGAGGAGGUCCAUGGCACCAGUGGCUCAUUCAGGCACUUCCUGUGGCAGGUGUGCAAAGAGUUACAGAGCUCCACACUGUCUCUGCUCAUGCCCUGCCCCAGCUCCGCUGCCAAUAGGAACAAGGGGAAGUACAUCCUGACUCCCGGCCCGAUCACCUAUGCAGAGGAGCAGCUGCUUCACUUCUUGGGACAGCUCCUGGGGAUCGGGAUUCGCGCUGACCUCCCGCUGCCCCUCGACCUGCUCUCCUCCUUCUGGAAGGUGCUGGUGGGGGAGUCCCUGGACCCCGAGGCAGACCUCUACGAGGCUGACGUGCUCACCCACAACUACAUCAAGAGAGUGGAGAAUGUGAAUGAUGAGACAGAGCUGGAGGCUGUCUGUACAGAAAUCACCUCUCAACAUCACUCGAGUGAGAGCCCAGAGUCCCCGAACAAGCCUUGCUGCAAGUUCACCUACAUCACCAUGACCGGGGAUGAGGUGGAGCUGUGCCCUGGAGGCAGGAACAUCAUUGUCAGCUGGGAAAACAAGGACAUGUAUGCAUCUGCGAUCAGAAGUCUGCGGUUGCGCGAGCUGCAGAACGCGGAGUGCAUGACAGCGGUACGAGCCGGGCUGGGCUCCAUCAUCCCCCUGCAGCUGCUCACCACCCUCACUGCCCUGGAGGUGGAGCUGCGGACCUGCGGCCUGCCAUACAUCAACCUUGAGUUCCUCAAGGCACACACAAUGUACCAGGUAGGUCUGAUGGAGACAGAUCCGCACAUUGAGUUCUUCUGGACGGCUUUAGAAAUGUUCACUCAGGAGGAGCUCUGUAAGUUCAUCAAGUUCGCCUGUAACCAGGAGCGUAUUCCCUUCACCUGCCCGUGCAAGGAUGGAGGUCCUGACACUGCACACGUACCCCCCUACCCUAUGAAGAUCGCCCCUCCCGAUGGGGCUUCAGGUUCCCCUGAUUCUCGGUAUAUCCGAGUUGAAACCUGCAUGUUCAUGAUCAAACUUCCUCAGUAUUCCUCUUUGGAGAUCAUGCUAGAAAAGCUUCGGUAUGCAAUCCAUUACCGAGAGGACCCUUUGAGCGGCUGAGCGAGCCAGCUGGCCCAGCAACCUUUCACAUAGCCAGGAGAACAAGAAGAGGAUUCUCCUACAUGAAUUGCUUCCUAGAAGUAAACAGACCUGAACACGAAGAAAAGGAGAGUGAUAGACUUUGAUUAUUUCAAGAUCCUACAAAGCUAGACACGGGCUGGCAUUUGCUACAGCCAGUGUGCUCUGCAACUGCUGGGCUGUGUCAUUACCUGUGGAAGUGGUUUUGUGGAAAGGCAAAAAUAAGGGACCCCGUGCAUUGCACUUUGUUUUACCAGAGUAAGAAAAUGUUAGGGGUUGUUUUAUUUUUUGUUAAUUAUAUGUCUUAAUUUAAAAAUCAGACUGCAUCAAUAUGAAAAUAAUGUUAUAUCUAUAUAUGUCAAAUGGGAGAAACCUCUUUUACUGCAUAUCGCUGUUUUUUAAGGAAACUCAAGAGGCAGUUCUGCCUAUAGUUUUAAGUAGGGAAAAGCACUUUCUGAACGGUACAUUACUGAGACAAACAAGGUCUCUGCGUUAUCCAACAAUCUGAGCACUGCAGAACUGCUCAUUUCCGCCCCAGAUACUGAAAGGUUGCUUGUGUAAAUAGUUAAUCUACUUUUAAAUUUAUAAGUACAGGAAGUAAUGUAUUAGAUACUUAAGGGUAAUGGUCACCUUUGUAUUUUGUUUUAUUCUUCUAACAGCCGUAACCAAUGCUUAGAUCACAAUGCCAAAAGUGUACAUAAAGCAAAGGAAGAAGUAGCCGGCUGAUCUGCUCAAGGACCCCAGAAAUUACUCUGCUUCUCCUCAGCUGGCAUUGUGUGUACAAUGCAAAAUGGGAUGGCCUUUGUUUUCAAUUAGAAGAGAAAUAAAUGUGUCACUUGCGGACAUUUACUGAAGAAAAUUACUUCAGGCUUCUUGUAACCCACUGAAGCCAGACAUGGACUUUACUGCUGGUUAAGAUGCUCAGUAUGUCCAAGACCAACAGGUCCCCAGAAUGAGGGGAGAGAAAGUAUGGGGAAAAAAGGGUGCAUAUGUUUUUUUUUAACAGUAUAAAAAGGGUGAGUGGGUAUUAUAUUUUAAAACUAUUGUAAAAUAACAGUUUUGCUUGACCCCUCCAAAUGCAUUGUAAAAGACAUUUAUUCUGAAUUGGUCCAGUAAUUUGGUCUGAACUUCAGGGAGAGAAUAUUUGGUGCAUAUUUUACUUGCAGACUGCUAUUGCUGUGAGCUGUUUAGAGGGUGAAAAGCAAAAGUGAAUAUGAAGCUCUGCUGGGCUGUUUUAAUUUGAUUCUUUUUUUGAGUGAAUGACAUUUCAGUGUGGUAGCUUUAUGGUUCUAACAUGAUUGACACACACAAUACUAUAACCCCCCCAAUCACCCGUUGAUAGCUAAAAUUAAAAUCUAUAACUGAAUCUCCCUAUUGAUAUAUACCUAACCAAAACAAGUGAUCUAAAACAAAAAUAUACUUUGAAAAUGUAUAUACAAUAAAUUAGUUUAAAAUCUGGAAUGUAAAUUGUCUGAUGGUAUCACCACUGGAUUUUUUUUUUUAAUCUAGGUCGUUUUCACCUUAUCAAAAAAAAGUUAUAUCUUUUAUUGUAAGUACUGUACCUAUACACUGUACAGUAAAUUCUAAUCCCUAUAACAACCUGGUCUGUUUGUUACUAUUUAAUUGACAUGGGAUACAAAUUGGAUAGACAGUGUUACCAAUGGCAUUGUGUGUGCCAGUCUAGUUUAUUUUUUGAAACAGGUAGAUGAUGAUUGCUGUGACAAAGUUAACUGCUGCUAACAGAAUGCUCUCUCUCCCAGGGGGCAAUACGAGGAAUACAAGGACAUAUCCAAUGUGUGCUGUACAUUUACUUGAUAUUUAUUACAAUUAUUUAUGGUUGCAUUUAACCUAACCUUUACUCUACUGUUUACCCUUUAUGCAUCUAUACUUAACACAGCGGUGUUUGAAUGGAUUCUACAGAGAAAAAUUCAGAUUUGUGUCACAAAUAAUAAAUUCUCUUAAUGUAAAA